This is a messenger RNA of Rodentolepis nana, 252 nucleotides long. NCBI's taxonomy places the organism in Eukaryota, Metazoa, Platyhelminthes, Cestoda, Cyclophyllidea, Hymenolepididae. The record is from the annotation of a GenBank genome assembly.
AUGCAAAAUGAAGGACACAGAAAAGCAAAAAGAGAAUCAAGUCACAGUCAUGGGGUCCGUUUCAGGGGUUGCAAGAACAUCCAGAUUGGAUUUGAGUGCAGUCUCGGAGAGUAGAGUAAGCGUCUUCAGCUGAUCAAUGUACUCCUGAGUAUCAAGACGAACUUGAUGGCGGAUCUUGUCAUCGUCAGUUUUACCAGCACCUCCAGCUUGUUGAGCUCCCCCGACAGCACGAGCCACUCGGAGACGUCGUAA